AUAUUAUCGAAAUAAAUCGUGUUGACAAUUAACACAUUAGAUUAGUUACAAAUGUCACAAACGCCAUAUAUAACACUAAAGUCCUGGCAUUCUUGAAUCAGUCUGGAACGAUGGCUUCUAAAAGUUUAAUCCUUGCAUUAAUCACGGUUCAGUUAAUUGCUGGGACAUGGGCUGCAAAACGUGUAGACGCACACCUUAGGGCAAGAGAGACUAUGAAAAGACGUAGGAGCCAGGAAGAGGUUCUGCAAAGACGAGACGAAACUCCGCUAGACACAACAGAGCUAUUUCAGCUCUCUGAAGGUGAAUCUCUCAUUGAUGUUUUGGAAACAAACGAUGUUGUUGGAACGACAGUGGAACGUCUUGAAGAAACUUACAAAGGUAUACCAGUUUAUGAUGCAGUCGUGACUGUUCGUAAAACCAAAGGUGGGCAGUUAACUGGCGAUGCUUCAGGAACUCUGAUACAAAACAUAGACGAAGACUUGUCAGAUACAAAAGCAAAACUCACUGACAGAGAAACCCUUCUUAUAGCUGUUGAAGCCGAGGGUGAUGAUAUAGAAGAUGUUGUUAAUGAAAAGUACAGCAGGACAGUGUACAUUGACAAGAAGGAUAAAGCAAGAUUAGCCAAUAUUGUCAGCUAUCUAGUAGACGGUGUUAAACGUCCUUUCUCCAUUAUUGAUGCUAACAGUGGAGACAUGUUAGAGCAUUGGCAAGGUCUCAACACAUAUCCAUGUUGUACGAGAAACUAUAAAGCCUGGGGUGGAAAUGUCAAGGAAGGGCGAAUUACAUAUGGUGAUAUGCCUCAUUGCCUCAGUCCUACCAUCGACAACGGCACUUGUUAUCUAGAAAACAAGUAUGUCCGUGUUGUGGAUAUGCAGAACUCUUUUAAUGAGACCAUCACUGAAACCGCUAGUUUUCCAUGUGAAAUGGGGUAUGGUGAUGAAGUGAACGGUGCUUAUUCGCCGGCAAUUGAUGCUUUCUUCUACGGGACAGUCGUUGGCAAGAUGUUUGAAGAAUGGUUUGGGUCUACUGCUCUGAAAAGUAGGGUUGUCCUCAGAGUUCAUUUUGGAGACAUGUUUCAAAAUGCAUUCUGGAACGGUGAAAAUACAACCUUUGGUGAUGGUGGAUUUAUGAUGUAUCCGCUUACGUCUUUAGAUGUUGUGAGUCACGAGGUAGGUCAUGGCGUGACAGAACAAGGAUCUAAUCUUGAAUACAGAGGUGAACCAGGUGGAAUAAAUGAAGCAUUUUCCGAUAUUAUGGGUGAAGCUGCAGAGGACUAUCUACUAAAUUCCGAUUAUGUCACUGGUUAUUCCAUAAUGAAAGAUUUACCCUACAUGCGAGAAUUCGAGAGACCCGAAAAUGACAAUAGGUCUAUUGGUCAUGUUGACGAUAUGAACGAGCAUGAAGAUCCUCAUUUUAGUAGUGGUGUUUAUCGACGAAUUUGGUGGGUCCUUACAAAGGAUGCGGGAAUGUCUAUUCGAGACGCAGCAACUGUAUUUCUCCACGCUAACAGAAUGUAUUGGCACAGCACGGCAUCAUUUUACGACUGUUCAUGUGGCACUCUCAAAGCAGCACUUGAUCUUGGGCAUGACACUGCUCCAUUUAGGAUGGCCUUCAAAGACGUUGGGAUUGAAGACUGCGACGUCGAUAACCACGUGUUCGGGUUGAACAACAAUGACACGCAGAGGGGCGUUUUAGUCAGCGGUACUGUUAAUCCAGUUUUCAAAAUGGAGACACCAGAAUGGGCCGAUUCUGUGAUUGUUGAUGUUACAACAAGUGCGGAAAAGAGAGAUAUCAACAUAUACAGUGGUGCGGAAAUCCUCAUUACCGUCAUGACAAACGGCUGGGAACUCUCCGACGAUGAAUGUGAAAGUGCUGUUGUGGUUGCUGAAGGUAUCAACCAUGUUGUGGUACCAGAUGCUGCUGACCAAGAAUAUUUCUUCAAAUUGUCAGUGACAAACGACACUUUAAUACUGCCUGAGGUCUACAAUCAUACCUCGUUCAAUUCAACCGGUCCUGUCUACCUAAAUGAAGAGUACAUGGUUGAUCUUACGGUCGGUUACACUUGCCAGCAGAACUUUACCACGGAUUAUAUGGGAACAUGGAUGUACAGCAGGGACUGUGGAAUCGAGUUAGGCUUCUGAAAACGAUAUAGUUAGUAUAAAAUUGAUGCAUGAACCACGGGUGCUUGACACCCGUAUUCGUUACAUAUGUCGUACAUUGUUCAUAAGUGUGUAAUAUUUUCUUAGGCUAUGCUAAACAAUUAUGUUUUUGUCAAUCAAUACUGCAAAGAAAAAACUUUAAUGUUA
Molecule: messenger RNA, 2306 nt
Organism: Mercenaria mercenaria
Lineage: Eukaryota; Metazoa; Mollusca; Bivalvia; Venerida; Veneridae
Product: elastase-like
Exons: 3
Coding region: 111-2141 (676 amino acids)
Biological process (GO): proteolysis
Molecular function (GO): metalloendopeptidase activity
Source: RefSeq, a predicted model, not a curated record